CCGAUUUGCGUCGUUCCGAAUAAAAAAUUCGUAACAACAAGCACAAACUGGAUAGUAUCUGUGAAAAAAUUAGAAUUCAUAGAGAAAUUAUAGUGUAUCAAUGUGAAAAAUAGUAUACAAUCUACAAUGUAACGUGUUCAUCGAUUUGUCAACAAAUCCUGCACAACAAUAAACCUCCAUAUAACCGACAUAAAGAUGGUAACAAUAUACAGAACUGAAGGAAUUUACGUAUAAAGUCUUUUUUCUUGACCUGACUGAACACGAAUAGUACAGUUAUAAAGGGAUCGGAUACAGUAUACUAAAUAUGUCAAACUCUAGUGGAAAUUGUAAAAUAACGAGAAACUUAGACUAAGUUCGAUCCGUGGGUUGUCAAAUAUCAUGUCUCGUUUAUGUAAAUUUAUGGCAUAAUUGGUAGAAGAGUGUAGCAUUUUAGUUUGAACACAUGUUGAAGAGGAUUACGCUAAAGUCUGGCGUAUGAUAAGAAAUGGAUUGAUUUAUUACGGAGAGCAAAAUUCAAGUGCCUCCCUGUUUGUAAAGCACUACUUUUCUUCAAUAUAAAGUUGUAGGCAGAAUUAUUUUAUGAAGUCGAUCUCUCGAACAGAUUUGAAUAAAAGUGGAUAUUUCACUGUGAAACAGUUAACUUUUAUCAGCCACUGUUUGAAUAAAGUUCUCGAUAUUUGCUAGGUAAUUGAAGUAAAAUAAGCAAAUAAAGACCUGUUUGAUUUUAAAGUGUAUUGAAAAAAUGCAUUGCGUCAGUGUUAUGGUUUUUGUCAGUAGUAUGUGAAAUGCAGUUUGAUAGUAAAGUGAUAGGUUUGGAAUAAAAAGUGAAAAGGGGAGAUAAAUAAAGGGGAAAACAUGACGACAAGGGCUGUAAUUCCGCCUUUAAGUGUGGAUCAUGUACCACAGAAGCAGACUUAUGAGAUGCUGGAGUCUCGACUUCAAGCCGCGGAAAAUGACACUCAUCAACUUAUCGAACAUUUAGGGAGUAUGGGGUUCGACACUCAAGUCGGAGGCAAGAGUGGAUCGUACGAGACGGUGUCGCCAUUUAGAGGUCAGGUGAACCAGGUCAAUCAGAAAAACUUUGAAAUGUUUAAGAAUAACUACGAAACGUUGGUGUCACGAGUGUGUAAAAAUGAAAGUGUUCUACAAAGCUUGAAGCUAAAUCUAGUGAACCUUCAUGGAGAUCGGAAUUUUAAGCAGAAAAAUGACAGCGAGCUGAGAGAGAAGUUUCAAUUUGCAAGAGAAGCGUAUGAACAGGAAAUAGGAAAGUUGACCCGGCAGGUAGAAUAUUACAAAGAGGAACUGAACUCUGAACAUAAUGCCAAAGAAAAAGCUAGAGAUGAAAUCAAAGAGCUUCAGAAAGCCCUUGGACAAGCAGCAGAGACAAGGAUGGAGGUUGCCAUGACAGCUGAGGGAUUGAACAUGUCUCAGCAAAAACUUCAAAAGAGAAUCUCUGACUUGAAGGAGGAGGUAUUGAGGGAGCAGAGCCUGCGUGCCAGCCUCGAGGAGUCACACAACACACUGUUAACGAGGGUGAGGGAGAUGGAGACUGUUGUAGAAAUGGAAAGAUCUGGGGUUAAAAACAUGACAACUGAGUAUGCUCAAAUGAAGGCGGAGGCGGAAAUGGUGAAAGAACAACUGAAGGAUGAAAUCAAGAAGAAGCAGACGGCGGAAAGCAGUGUCAGAAUGCUGUGUGAGGAAAAAGAUAAUUUGUUGUUGAAUUACAAUAGUGCAGAGAAUGAUCGUCAGGUGCUGGUGACGGAGGUGUCGCGGUUACGAGAGCAGUACGAAGAUUUGAUACGGCAGAUGGAACAAACUCAAACUAUAAUUGAUAAGCAACAGGAGAUAUUUUUAAGUGAUAAGCUGAAGACAACUGACCAAGUGACUGAAUGUUUGAACAAGAACAAGGAGUUGGUGGAGGAAAAUGAAAACUUGACUCAAAUGUUACGUACGACUGCUGCAGAGCACGAUAAAAUAAAUGCACAAUUGAAACGGGAACUUCAGAAUGAGAAAAAGAAGAAUUUGGAUAAAGAAGUGGUAGAAGAUGAAGCUAUGAGAUUAAAAGACAGUGUAGCAGAAAUCACAGAAGAUAACCUUGAUCUCAGGAAAAAAUUGAAAAGAUCAGAGGAGGAAGUAUCUAAGUUAAGAAGUAAGAUAAGCAGCAAAGAUGAGGAGUUCAGUAAGACAGCUGGCAGUCUGGAGAAGGAGCUACAAUCUUUAAGAGAUCAGUUACAGACGCUACAGAAAGAUAGGGACAAGGCGCUCAAAGAUAAAGAGGCAUUGUUAGAAGAGGUUAAUCAAACAGUAGAUACAAUGGUUGAAGAGAGAACAAAGUUACAGAAGCAGGUUCAACAACUCCAGCUAGAGCUGGACGGUCACUCAAGAGCUCGCAGAAAGUUAGAACACGAGAAUGCUCAUUUGCUGGAACGAGUGUCCGGCUUCGAACAACAGCAGGAUAGACUAACAGCUCAUAUGCAAGCACAAAAACAUGUUGAAAACACACUCAAGGAAAUGAUGGAUCAGAAAAAUAAGCUUGCGUAUGAGAACGGACGUCUGCAGACGCAGGUGGAACAGGCCACGAUCGAGCUGGAGUCGUUGAGGAAAACCGAUCUUGAGGUCACGAAAUAUAAACAGAUUUCAGAGGCGUUGGCUUCAAAAUACAGCCAGUGUGAGACAGAGAUAAGUGAGUUGAAGGUAACAAUACAGCGUCUAGAGAGUCAGUUAAAACAGGCACAUGCCCAGCUAGAUACCCGCCAUAAUGACUACAGCUCUGUUAGUAUAGCCAAGGAAGAACUACUGAAAGAUAAUCAAAGAUUACUGACUAAACUACAGAGUGUUGAAGAGAGGGAAAAACGCAAGGUGAAAGCUUUACAAAAGAAUAAUGAAGAUGCUAAGGCUGUGAAUAAGGAGAUCGCGUCCACCCUCGAGUCUGUGAUGACAUCACAUUCCCAGUUACAGACGGUCGUAGAGAGCCUACAGAUUGACCUCGGCAAGAAAGACUCCCAAAUUAGCCGGCUUAAAAAUGACAAGAAUCGUGAGCAGCAAGAAUGGAAGGUAGAGAUGAGACGGUUUGAGGAGAGGAUGGAGAAUUUGAGAGAAGAGCUGAGACAAGAGAGAGAUAAAUCACAGAGAAAAACUACCAAAGAUAUUGCUGAGAUAAAGAAACAAAAUGACAGUUUGUCAACGCGCAAUAUGGAGUUGAUGAAGUCAAACACGGAGUUACGACAGAAGAUGCGAGACCAGGAAAGCACAGUACAAGAAUACAAGGAGAAAAUCAUUGACCAGAAACGUAAAAUGGAUUAUUUGAGGCGAGGGAAAAGUGAUGUGGAGGAGUAUGUGAAGAAAAUGAAGGAGAUGAAAGUUGACAUAGAAGAGUUGGAGUCCCUGAGAGAUACCUAUAUAGCUAAAAACCAAGAACAGGCUGAGAUGAUCUCCACAUUCAUGGCUCAGAUAAACUCACUACAGACCGAGUUACGACAGCUGGCACAUGCUCAAUCACAAACCCAGGAUCUCAUGACUCAGAAAGAGAAAUCUAUUGAGAAGGAGAGAAAAUUAAAAGAUGACUUCAGAAAGAAGUACAAGCAUUCAAGAAGGAAAGAAGAUGAACUUGAUCAUAUGAAGUCUUCUGCAGAAAAACGUCUGUCUGAAGUCAGAGAGGAGUCUCUGGAAAUAUCAAAUCAUUUAAAAAGUGCACACGAAUGGUUCAAGGACAAAUUUGAUAACUUACAGCAUGAACUUGUCGCUUCAAGGAGGGUGCAAGAGAAACUAGUAGAUGACAACUUGGAACAGAAGAAAAAGUUGGAUGGUGAGAGGAGGAAAGCCCAGGCAGCUGCAGAAAAAGCCAGGGAAAUGAUUCAGGCAAGCAGACAGACUAUCUCACGUCUUGGUGAUUAUGCCGAUUUAGCGGACCACGAAACUAAAGAACAGUUAAGCCAGUUAUACAGCCAGUUACAACAGGAGAAAGAUCAUUCGAAAUAUCUCGAGAUGAAACAUCAUAAAUACAGAGACGCCAGUGCUCGACAGUUUGAAAACCUGCUUCAUGAAACAGAAGAUUCAUACAGCUGAUAGGUGCUUUUGGUUAUAGAUGACGGAACUACUUUUUUCCAGAGAUUUUUUUUAUUUUUUAUAUUCUUGUCAAAUUGGGCCAAUGUCUAAUUUUGUGCUAAGGUCUUAUUAUUUUUUGUACAGGUGUAUAUGUAUUACUGUUGGAAUCUAGGACUUGGAUUGAUUAAAGGAAAUACACAAAGGACUGUGAUAGAUUCUAGGAAAUUGUACAAUUGUUCAUCGAAACUUGACUCAUUCUUGUGAAGUUGAAGAAUUUAUCACUAUAUUUAGGAAAAAGAUAUCAAUUUUGGGCGUAUUCAUAUAGUGUAAUGAAUGGUUCAAGUUCCAAUGCGAAGAAACAAAAUCGCAAAGGCCUGUAGGAAUGAGUGAUUAAUUUUAAAUCAUUUGAACGUUAAAUCAUGCAUACUACAAUGCAAGAAAUUUAAUAUUAUUUUUAUUUAAAAAUGCUUAUAAAAUAGGGAAUUGAUUAAAAUUUACUUUAAACUACAUUGAGCGGAGAAGUCAUUUUUAUGACGUCAUUCGGUUAGUUGGCAUCACGUCUAAGGUCACAUGACAAAUGUAAGCAUUUCGUUUUUACACAGUGCAUUUUGACAGUCCUGUCAAACCUAGGAACUAUGUGAAGUGUAUUAGAAUUUAUGUUUAGAACUAAUAUUUUAGGACUAACAUUUAGAUAGUACUGGUAGGUGAAUCUAAGAUGUAGAUAGGAGUAUAUAUUGUAAUUUUGUAUGUCCAAAAUGUAAAACAUUAACUAGUUCAAGUUCAAACCUUUAGACUUGGUAAUAGCUUUGACUAACAAUAUUAGACUACAGAGUUCUCAGACAACAAGUUGUGAAAUGUAAAAAAAAAAUUGUGAAAUGUAAAAAAAGUUAGUUAGGUUGAAAAAUAUUCAUUCUUAUUGUUUGUAAGUGUAUAUACUAGUAGGUAGAAAAAAAGUGUUUAACCAGUCAGCUGAGUGACAUCUUUAUUUUAGAGAGGAAAUUAAAAACAGAAGCUGUUUUUAUGGCACUUGUUCUGUCUAAUUGUGUCUGGUGCCAAUUGAAGUAAAGGGGUAUCUGUCUGAAAAAAAAAAUUUAAAAAAAAUUGAAUGCCU
This is a messenger RNA of Ruditapes philippinarum (Manila clam), 5155 nucleotides long. Its product is annotated as coiled-coil domain-containing protein 150-like. Bases 856 to 4065 code for a protein of 1069 amino acids. The transcript has 23 exons. The record is from RefSeq and is a predicted model, not a curated record. Lineage: Eukaryota; Metazoa; Mollusca; Bivalvia; Venerida; Veneridae.